Dovyalis caffra is the source of this 186-nucleotide messenger RNA. The record is from the annotation of a GenBank genome assembly. NCBI's taxonomy places the organism in Eukaryota, Viridiplantae, Streptophyta, Magnoliopsida, Malpighiales, Salicaceae.
AUGAGGAUCGGGAGGAGGAGAGCAGCCCAACAAGCUAUGCCCCAUCCAGUAGCACAUGACACAUCCCUCUAUAAAGGACACAUCCUCUCAGAGAUGGCAAUGAAGAUCCAGAAAAGUGGAGACGGUCACCUCACAUGGCACAACUGGGAAGAUGAAAAAAAUGCAUUCAAGAAAUCAGAGGAUUAA